This is a messenger RNA of Micropterus salmoides (largemouth bass), 6419 nucleotides long. RefSeq names its product protein tyrosine phosphatase receptor type A (gene ptpra). Bases 47 to 2575 code for a protein of 842 amino acids. The transcript is spliced from 21 exons. Lineage: Eukaryota; Metazoa; Chordata; Actinopteri; Centrarchiformes; Centrarchidae. Gene Ontology annotation, molecular function: protein tyrosine phosphatase activity. The record is from RefSeq and is a predicted model, not a curated record. Gene Ontology annotation, biological process: protein dephosphorylation.
UGUUCUCUCUUGCUUUCUAGGACCACGCUGUGCGAAUGAGUGAUUGAUGCCAACUUCGCGUCUUCAGGGCAGAAUGGGUGUGUGUCCCCUGCUCCUGCUGCUCGGUCUAGCCCUUGGGGCCUCAGCCCAGGAUCAUGUCUCCAUCCCAGAUCCUCCCAAAGCCGAUGCCAAACCCACAGACCUCCCCGCCGCACCCUCCCUCAACUUUACAGUCGCACGCACACAAGCCCCCACAAGCCCACCCACAACGCUCGCCCCCACAGUCAUCCCGGUGACGACGACAACAACAACAAUAACAACAACCACAAGCCCAGCUGGUGAGGAGGACGUGCAACUGGCGGGUCCCAAUGCCACUAUGCAGGCGUUACCAGUCCCCGCUGCCCCACCUGCAGCUCCAACUGAUGCCCUUCAGGCACCACCGAGCACAGAGCCUCCCCCUAUUCCCACCCCGGCUGGGGGAGACAACGGGACCGCAGCCUUAGACCUAGACACCCCAACUCCAGAGACCAAUGGUGAGGAGUAUAAAUACCCUGUAGAGACAGAAACCACCACAGAACCUGGGAUGGAUUUCACCUCAAACAACAGCCCACAUGACAACAACCAGUCUGAUGACAUGCCAAUCAUAGCGGUCAUGGUGGCCCUGUCCUCCCUGCUAGUCAUCAUCUUCAUCAUCAUCAUCCUCUACAUGCUCAGGUUUAAAAAGUACAAGCAGGCGGGAAGCCAUUCAAACUCCUUCAGACUGACCAAUGGUAGAUCAGAUGAUACAGAACUCCAGAGCGUCCCGCUAUUGGCCCGUUCGCCCAGCACAAACAGGAAAUACCCGCCUCUUCCCGUCGACAAGCUGGAGGAAGAAAUGAAUCGUCGCAUGGCUGAUGACAACAAGCUCUUCAGGGAGGAGUUUAAUGCACUGCCAGUCUGCCCGAUCCAGGCAUCAUGUGACGCUGCUUCCAAGGAAGAAAAUAAAGAAAAGAACAGAUAUGUCAACAUCCUGCCAUACGAUCACUCCAGGGUGCAUCUUUCAUCUCUGGAGGGAGUCCCCGACUCUGACUUCAUCAACGCCUCCUUUAUAAAUGGUUACCAAGAGAAGAAUAAGUUUAUUGCAGCUCAAGGGCCGAAGGAGGAAACGGUAAAUGACUACUGGCGGAUGAUCUGGGAGCAGAACACAGCCACCAUUGUCAUGGUGACCAAUCUCAAGGAAAGAAAAGAGUGCAAGUGUGCCCAGUACUGGCCGGACCAGGGCUGUUGGACAUACGGGAACAUCCGCGUGUCUGUAGAAGACACAAUGGUUCUGGUGGACUACACCAUCCGCAAGUUCUGCAUCCAGCAGGUGGGAGAUGUGUCUGGGAAGAAGCCUCAGAGGCUCGUCACCCAGUUCCACUUCACUAGCUGGCCAGACUUCGGGGUGCCCUUCACCCCAAUUGGCAUGCUCAAGUUCCUCAAGAAAGUCAAGAAUUGUAACCCCCAGUAUGCCGGGCCCAUUGUGGUCCAUUGUAGCGCGGGCGUGGGGAGGACAGGUACCUUCAUUGUGAUCGAUGCCAUGUUGGACAUGAUGAUCGCAGAGAAGAAGGUGGACGUGUUUGGAUUUGUCACCAGAAUCCGAGCCCAACGUUGUCAGAUGGUCCAGACUGAUAUGCAGUAUGUGUUCAUCUUCCAGGCGUUGUUAGAACACUACCUGUACGGAGACACAGAGCUGGAGGUGACCUCUCUGGAGUCCCACCUGGCCAAACUCUACUCCCCCUCACCUGGAGCUGGCUGCAGCGGUCUGGAGGCUGAAUUCAAGAAACUGACAUCCAUCAAGAUUCAGAAUGACAAGAUGAGAACAGGCAACCUGCCCGCCAACAUGAAGAAGAACAGAGUCCUACAGAUCAUUCCAUAUGAGUUCAAUAGAGUGAUCAUUCCAGUCAAGCGAGGAGAGGAGAACACCGACUACGUCAAUGCCUCUUUCAUUGAUGGGUACCGUCAGAAGGACUCAUACAUGGCGAGCCAGGGCCCCCUGCAGCACACCAUAGAGGACUUCUGGAGGAUGAUCUGGGAGUGGAGAAGCUGCUCCAUAGUCAUGCUCACCGAGCUGGAGGAGAGAGGACAGGAAAAGUGUGCUCAGUACUGGCCCAGUGAUGGAGUGGUGGUCUAUGGGGACAUCUCCAUUGAGAUUAAAAGGGAGGAGGAGAGCGAGAGCUACACAGUGCGUGACCUCCUGGUCACCAACAACAGGGAGAACAAGGCUCGAGCGGUGCGUCUGUUCCAUUUCCAUGGUUGGCCAGAGGUGGGCAUCCCCACAGACGGUAAAGGCAUGAUCAACAUAAUUGCUGCAGUGCAGAAACAACAGCAGCAGUCUGGCAACCACCCCAUCACUGUGCACUGCAGUGCUGGUGCUGGCCGGACAGGGACUUUCUGUGCGUUGAGUACAGUCCUGGAGAGGGUGAAGGCAGAGGGCAUCCUUGAUGUCUUCCAGACAGUCAAGAGUCUCAGACUGCAGAGACCCCACAUGGUGCAGACACUGGAGCAGUACGAGUUCUGCUACAAAGUGGUCCAGGAGUAUAUUGAUGCCUUUUCUGACUACGCCAACUUCAAGUAGGCACCUGCCAUGGAUGGAUGGAUGUUUGCAUACACUUUAUACAAGCAUAAUGCGCACACACACACACACACACACACACACACACACACACACACACACACACACACACACACACACACAUACACACACACAUACACAUACACAUACAUUCCCAUUUGAUGGAUUUUCAAAAAAAGACUCACAAUGAGAUCUGUGGAUGGGAUGAACUGCUCCGAAGGAAAAGGGAACAGAGGCCUCGGCCCGGAGGACAGGGCAACGCAGUCAGAGAAAAUAACGGAGAUGCCUUCUUGAAUAUUUUGUAAUAUUGGUCUUGUUAAUACAGCCCAUCACCCCUUUUUUCCUCCCAUACCUCCCCCCAUAUGUAGAUAUACUUACUGUGUUGCAUCUUCUUACUUGGUUUCAGACACAGUUUUGAGUUUGGCUGCAUUUUUCGGGUGGCAUCUGUAAUGUACUUUAUUGGUAUAUAAAUAUAUAUGAAUAUAAAUCUAAAGCUUUGGAGGCUAACUUUAAAAAACAUCCAGAGUCAAGGUAAUGAUAUUUGGAGAUUUUAUUUUUAUUUUUUAUUUUUUUUCUCUUACUAUUUAGGGACCGAGACUUAAAACAUUUUUGGCUUUGCUGGAGUCACGGUGUAGCAUUAUGUGUGGUAGCAGAACCCUGAACAUUUACAGAACCUGGACUGUUUUUUACUCCUAGACAUCCAUACUGUGUACACGCGCACACACAAGCAAAUCCAUGUUUCUUUUCGCAGAUUAAGUACCAUCUAUCGAGCCACUUACAGUUUCUCCCCUUAAGCUUCUAGAGGUCAGGGGUUCAAAGGUUACGAUUGGAGAGCAGAAUCUCUGUGAUGUAGCACAUAGACUCAGGUUGACACACACACACACACACACACACACACACACACACACACACACAUAUAUUUAUAUAUACCCUAAAUACCAGGAGCCAUUAAUUUUUUCCAGUCUGUGUGUGUCUUUUGUUUGAACUGGACCAUAGGCAGGCAGAGAAGCCGCAGUGUUCAUCAUUCACUCAUUGGUUAUGCAGCUCUGGAGUCGAGACACUCUUUUUAAUUUAUUUCUUUUUUUUUUAGUCGAGAGACACUCAACCGGAACGUGUUUAGACAUUCAGUACAAGAAAGCUAUUUUACCGUCUACACUUCUGUAGCCAACACAUUCUUGAACUAUGACAAGAAAUUGGGAAUUUAGAAAAUAAACAGAUUGUUAACAGAUAAAUACAGAUUGUUUUUAACCCCAUACAUUAUAACGUUUAAGGAAUUGGUCAAGCUUUAAUGUAAAAUCUCUAAAAUGAUUUAUUAUUUCAUUUUAAGGUCUGUUACAGUAUCAGCAGCAAUGAUGAUGAUCAUGUUGACAAGCCAAACCACAAACGAUGCAAUCACAAGUGACUCCAUUAUUGCAACACAGAAAUCAAAUGUUAUAUACCCAGCGUAUUUCUUUUCGUUGUUUACAGACACACGUCAGUAUUUCUUAUAGAUUGUAUUGAACAUUUCUUUUCUGGAUGGGUUUCCUUUGAGUCUGCAUGAAUUAUUGACUGUCCUUUCUCAGUUUUUAUAUCAGCCUCACAUCACUACGCUGUGCUGUCACUCGUUUAAAGGAUGGUCCCCUUUUAUUUACCACCAUGAACACUGAUGCCGAAGAAUGUUUCUUUUUAUUCGAAUGCUGUUUCUAACAUAUUCCUCAGAAAUGGAUGCAUUGUUACUUUAAUAGUGGAGGUGUGCCAUGCUAUGUUUGCUAUAGUGUUUUUUUUUUUUGUGUGUGUGUCUUGUGAGGACAUGAACUACAGUGUUUUGUUUUUUUAUAGAUGAGAUCACAAUUGACCAUACCCAGUAUGAUUGUAAAGAUAUCGGAUAACCACAGGUCUUCAGGUCAGUCCUAAUUUCAAUUUGGUCAGCUCAGGAAAUGACUGAUGACAAAUUCUCGUUUCAAUUGACAAAUCUGAACAAAUUCAGCUUGAGUUAAUCUCCACAGCGUUCAAAUGGUUUUAACUCCCACCAGAGGAAUAUUCAAAUCAAGCCUCAUCUGGAUUUUUACAAAUUUUAAUGCCAUGAUUGUAGAAAUUAUGUUUCUUUUAGGAGUUUUCCAGCUAGAUUUUAACUGAAAACAGCCCCAUACUUGUACAUAAUUUGCAUCACACUAGCUAAUACAUUACACUAACACUCUCAUAUGUAAUUACUUUUACAGAAUGAAAGGAGCACAAUCACAUUUAAUUUAUUGUCAUUAAAAGUACAUGCUGAAUUUUCAGAAAGGGUGAUUGCGUCAAUGUUGAUUGUUUGAACACUCAUGCACUAUUUUGCACCAAAAGCAAACUCGAUGACAUGGCCUCGAUAUUGGAGCACGGGAACUAUAUUUGAACUCUUGAGAAGCUCUUUCAGGUCUCAACGCCCCGGGAUAUUUGUAGGGACUUAAAGUAGCAGAUAUUUGAAAUGACCAGUCACUGAAUUCCAUCGCCAUCAUCACUUCAGGUCAUCUUUUGUUCCAAAGCAUCACAAGUGCCCGCACAAUUAGUUAGGUGCCAUUUUUUUCAUUUAUUUACUUUGUCACUUAUUGGGACUUUAAUUAAUGGAAGAGAGGAUGCUUUUUUUUGUCCGGCUAUUCUGCCUGUGCUUAAAUGAUGUCGGUUUGUUGUGUUUGUUUGGAUCAUGCGACUUUUUGUCUCACCGCAAUUGGACAGCAAAUCACGACACCGUGCCAAGCCAUGAGACCCGCUAUUUUGCUAUUAUAGUGAACUUUAAAAAGUGCCUCACUAAUAGAUUUUCAAAAAAAAUACUUUAUGUACAAUAUGUGGUGGAACUUGUCAUCCUUAAGGCUGUUCUUUGCAUAUUCCCAACUCGCAUAUAUAUCCUCAACUAUCACCUGCAGACUGAUGACAAACCUCUUUGUAUGACAAAUCAAUAGGGCCAAAACCAAAACUGGGUCAGUCAUUAUUCUUUUCACAUUCCCUCUAGUCGCAUAUACGUAGAUUCCUUGAUUGUGCAGAUCAAACUAACAUUGAGGUCCCUUUUUAAUUAAAUUCCAUCUUGAUUUAAGAAGACAUACUUUAUUAUUAAUGAUUUAGUGGCUUCACGUCAUUCCAUUUAACUUAAAUGUGGGAUCCAUGACAAGUAAUCAAUUGUGGCACAAACAAAAGUUCAUAAUUGUUUCCCACAACAAGUACAAUUGCAUCUUUUAUGCUUUAUCACCAAGGGAAACCAGCUGUCCCUGUUUCACGCCCCUUUAUUUCUGGAGCUUUGCCCCAGUGGAGCAUUUUGAACGCCCCGAAAGAUUAAAAUACGUCUCCAUUUCUGGAGUGUUAAACAGGAGGAAGACUAGAGUCCAUCCCUGCUCUUUUCCACCUUUUUUAUAUGUCCUUUCUGUCUCCUGUCCAACUCCCACUCACUGCUGUCCACUUAUCGCUUUCUUUUCCUCUUUCACUUUGUCUUUGUAACAUUUUUUCCCCCACUGGUCACAGCCCACUCCCUUUUGUACAUAAUUGUAAGGUUAUUUAUAUUUCAUUCCUGUCUCCUGCCUUGCUUAUUUUAUUUUCUUCUGCCCCCUUCUUUCAUUGUUUUUUUUUUUCUUUUUUAAAAGAUGUAUAUUGAACUGUAUCGUAUCGGGACCAUUUUGAAAUGUUUUGUUUUGGCCAUGCUUAAUUUGGUAUAAUUGUCUUAAGCAAAUGCUAUUUUUUAAUUUGCCUAUGUUUGUUUCUAGUGUUUUGUUAUUCAACAUUUGAAUAUAUGUAUAUAUAAUUAUAUAUAUAUAUAUAUAUAUAAAAAUUAUAUAUAAUUAUAUAAUGCCAAAUGGCCUUUCUAAACAAGAUACUGUUCAAACCUAAUAAAGUGCUUGAGAUUUUA